Bombus pyrosoma is the source of this 2818-nucleotide messenger RNA. RefSeq names its product ankyrin-2 (gene Atac3). The transcript is spliced from 7 exons. The coding region runs from base 617 to 1996 and encodes 459 amino acids. The record is from RefSeq and is a predicted model, not a curated record. NCBI's taxonomy places the organism in Eukaryota, Metazoa, Arthropoda, Insecta, Hymenoptera, Apidae. Gene Ontology annotation, biological process: positive regulation of transcription by RNA polymerase II. Gene Ontology annotation, cellular component: nucleus. Gene Ontology annotation, molecular function: transcription cis-regulatory region binding; protein binding.
AUGUUAUUUACAAUCGACUUGAAUCGCUUUUGGGCACAAAACACGGGGCCUAUGGCAUGGGACUUCCGUUUAAUGAACAGGAACAGGAAGUUCCUCACAAUCUGAAAUGGCAAAAUAAAAACAUCCUGUACUGAAGAAAAUUUUGAAAAAUAUACAUGCUACGUUUCCGAACAAGUAGGCAAAAAUAAAUAAAUCGUGUUAAUUUUAUCGAAUUGAUCUUCAAAUUUUAAUUUGUCGACCUACUUUCGAUCCCGGCACUUCAAGGUCGAACAACACUGACGAAUUACUGAAUGAAAAAUGGAAUGGUCACAACUAGCCCUUUUUAUAUUAAAACAAGUCCCAAUGAUAUCAAUUGUUAUGGAUCGUUUGAUUUUAGUGUGCAUCAGAAAGAAGUGGAUUGAGUUAAAUAUACAAAAAUGCAAGCUGAAAGUAUUUGCACUAAUGAUAUUGAGGGUCUGGACUCAGACACCCUUAUUCCUAUACUUCAUAGGUUGAAAUUCUUUCCUGUGAUGUAUCUCAUCGAGCACGUUCUCAAGAUGCCUUAUCAAUAGUGGAAUUAGGAAAGCAGUUACUUUUUAGUGCAAAAUAUGGGGAUACUGACAGUGUCCGAGACCUAAUGUGCAGAGGUGCACCAUUCACUACGGAUUGGUUGGGUACAAGUGCAUUACAUUUUGCUGCACAAAAUAAUCAUACAGAAACUGCUGAGGUUUUACUUAGAGCAGGAAUUUCAAGAGAUGCAAGAACAAAAGUGGAUAGAACGCCUUUACAUAUGGCUGCAUAUGAAGGCCAUCAUCAAAUGACACAGUUACUUCUUAAUUAUGGUGCAGAUGUCGAUAGCAGAGAUAUGUUAAAAAUGACACCUUUACAUUGGGCGGUAGAAAGGGAACAUGUAGAAGUAAUGCAUGUUUUAUUAGAACAUGGAGCAGAUGCAAAUGCAACUAGUAAAUUUGACAAAACACCAAUUAGUCUUGCAUUAGAACAUGAUAGGCUAGACUUAGUAGACAUAUUGCAACAAGAAAGAGAAAUUGUAGGUAUUAGAGCACAUCAACAAAAUCAAGCAAAUUCAGCAGAACUUGAGGUAGCAACUCAUAAUUUAAUACAGUUAGAAUCUGAAAGAGAGGAAGAACAACAAAAAUUUGAACUUCCACAGCAAGACUCACAACAAAAAAAAAAGAUUACACAAGUGCAAGUGGGAAAAAAGCCACGAAUGAUCUUUCAACAAAUUCAUGUUGGACCAAAUGUUGAUGUUGAUCGAGAAAAAGAAAUCGAAGGUGUGGGUGAAAUUACUGAUACAAAUAAUAUUAAUAAUAGCAAGAAACGUAAAGAUAUUACAACUAUUGGGGGAAUCAACAAAAAAUUUAGGUUAUUAGAAGCACAUGGAAUCACAAUGAUACCUGUAGAUAAUGACUCAUCUAUUGUUGAAAAUGCAAUGGAAAGUGGAAGAACAGUUGUUUUAACUGAAGCAGGUAAACUUGCUCUAAACUUAACAAGAAAUUCUUCAAUAGGAAUGAAACGACUUCACGUAACUGGAAAGAAAGGGACUCCUAGGAAAGUGAUAGCAAUUAGAGCAGAUCAAAUUUUAAGUCAUAAUACACCCACCCUCACAUCCAGAGGACCCAAUAUAUUGAAAAGAUCUUCUGUGGAUAAUAAAGCCGGAAAAUUGUUCAUUUCUUCAAUUUCUAGUACUACGCCUGUAUCAACACUUACACAAUCUAAAAACUUGAUAUCUCCAUCAGAGAGUAAAAUCAUUAAUUCGCCCGCAAAAAUGACGGAACCAAUAAUUUUACAAUUAGACGAUGAUAUAGAAGAAAUCGUCGAAGAUGAUCCAACGCAUGAUAAUGAACCAGUUAUGGAUAUUGCGCUAUUGAAUAGACAAUUAGCAGAAGCACGAAGACAAGCAGCUGAGUAUCGUAAACGGCUUCAAAAAAAAGAGGAAGAAGCUGAAAUAUAUAAACAGCAACUUAAAACUAUUACAGCGCAAAGGGCAUCCAAGUGAUUUUGUAUAAGUAAAUAUUUUAUCUUAAGUUUCAUUUAUUGAGCCCUCCUUUAUAUACAAAAAAUAUCUUCCCUGGCUUUUGAGUUUUGUACAAGAUUUCAUUUGAAAAUUAUGCUCUAAUAUUUUAAUAUAUUUUCUCAUUGUCUUAUCUCAAAGCAUUAUAGUAGUAUUUAUACGAGCCUCUCGUUACUAACUACUUACUUUCGUAUAGAUUAUUUUAUGAAUCUACAAGAUUCAUUAAAUCGGUAUUAUUAAUACUCUUGAUUUAUAUCAGAAAAUUGAGUUGGCCGUAUUACAGGGCAUAAUCCUAUAUUAUUUAAUAUAUGCAUGCUUUUUAAAAGCUGCAAAUUAUAUGUGUGCGUGCGGGCGUGUGUGUGCAUGCGCACGCACGUGUGUAUGUGAAUGCGUGAUUAAGUCUGAUUUAUACAGUACACAAAUGUUUUUUAAAAAUAAAUGUAAAUAUAUACAAAGCAUCAAUUUGCUUUCCACAUAAUAUCUUGCAAUUGAUUAUAAUCGCUUUCAUAAUAUAAUAUCACUACCUUCAAAAUAUUUUUUUACAUUAAAUUAUACAUUCAUCACACUAAUAAAAGAAACACAUUAUUUAUUGUUUUAGCUACAUUUAUUACAAAUUACUAUUAGUAAACAGUACUUUCUUCAUUCUCGAGAUUACAUCAUUUUCCCACUAAACACAUAUUUCUAGGCAAUAUUAAGAAAAUAGUAUAAAAAUAAAUAGUACUACAAUAAAAUACGUUUUUAAAUUGUACAUGAUCUAUUUUAUAUAUAGUGAAUUUUUAUAUACAUUUUAAGGUUACAUAAUAAUUA